GGUCGACCUCUGGUUAUUGGAGGGAAAGGACCAAUGGGAGGAGACCACCACCAGAACCUGCAGAUACAGCAGGCACAGCAGGGUGCAUUGUGCGGCCAUUCACAAGAGGCAAGCCCCCCAAACAAAUUCAAGGCUGAUUCCCCGGACGAAGUUGAGCCGCCUUGAGCCGUGGGAUGGUUGGGGCGCUGAAUCAUCGUAGGCAACUUUCUCCGAGACUUGACUGACUAAUCCCAUUUCCAUACUCACUCGCUCACUCACUCACUCACUCACUGCCUCAGUCUACGCCGGCGUAUAAACAUCGCACCUCGCAAGAUUCACGACCGCGCCAUGAACCCGGCUGAACGCACAUCAACCUUCAAAUCAAGACUUACGCCAUAAGACUCCGAUCUGACACUUCGGAGCAUCCACUCAUCCCCAUCUCGCCAUGGGCGUCAAAGGAUGCUGGACCUGCAGAGCCCGCAAAGUGCGAUGCGACGCCCACCGCCCGACAUGCCACACCUGCACCAAGGCCCGCCGCGUCUGUCGGGGCUACGGAAUCCAGCUGUCGUGGCCGCGGGAGGGUGACUGCAAGAGGGCCGUCGUCCUGCGACACAAGCACUGCACCGUGGAGUCCGUCGUCCGGGGGUUCUUGAAUGCGUCGUGCUGGGACGUCGCGCUGGCGGCGGAACUGGAGAGAGGGGGAGUUUCUCCACGAGGUGAAUACCACGACACACCACACCAUACCACACCAUACCACACCCCUCGAGAAUUGUCGAGCUGCGCUACUUGAUGCUAAUGCACCUCUAGCUCGCUACCUGCGGAGCAUGAGACUUCCUCGGCCGACCUAUCUCUCGCCCACGGCCAUCAACAGGGAAGAGUCGCAUCUCCUGGGCUUCUGUACGUCGGUGUGAUUCUCCCGACGCAUCCACCAUGACACUGACCCAACCGACCUACCCAGUCACCGAAUCCCGCUCCCUGGUUCUCGGCCCGACCGACGAGGAAGCGCUGGCCAACUUCAUCCUGGCCGUCGCCUUCGCCGAUCCCUCGGACGCCACCAAUCCGGUCCUGCAGGGCGUGUUCGCGCUCGCCGCCCUGCAGCUGCACGGAAGCAUGCAGAGCCUCCGCUACAAACACCUGGCCAUCCGCUCGGUGCGGGGGUCGGUCGACUGGCUGGACGAGAGGACGCUGCUGCAGAACCUGAUGGCCACGAUGCUGCUGUAUCACUACGAGCUCUCGCUCGAAUCCCCCUCCAAGGGCAGCUGGGUGACAUACCUCUGCGCGGUGAAACAGGUCAUCAACACGUCGCCGGCCACCCACAAGCUGGUCCGGCGAGAAUACUCGGUGUUUCUGGACUGGAUCUACUACCACGAGGUCCUGGCCGAGUUCACCAUCCGGCAUUGGAAAGUCCCUUACGAAGGAUGCGGCUUUACCCCGACGGCGCGAUCGCCCCGAGCGGCCAUCGAGGGGAGCGGUCUGAAGGUAGAGGACAACGUUGGCUGUCCGACCGAUGUGCUUCAGCUCGUGGUCCAUACGUGUCGACGAGCUCUGGUUUCGCGUGUCUCCGAGACGGAUCAUGAUGCGAACGGCGCCGCCGCUCCUGGGGAGAUGGAGGAGCGCACCAAGGUGCUGGAACAGAAGAUUUCCCGCGCGGUGGGCGAUUACGGCCCGGUCCACGCCCCAUGCGCGACCGUGAUCGACCGCAACGCCAUGGUCGCCGACCUCCACCGGCUCGCGUGCCUGAUCUACGUCAACCGAGCCGUCCACAACGUUUCCGGGACCGAGUUCCGGCACCGGCGGCUCGUGCGGGAGGGGAUCUUGCUGCUGGCCCAGAUGAAGACGUGCCAGAACGCAUGGCCGCUGUUCAUCAUCGCGUGCGAGGCGGGCGGCGACGAGCAGCGGCUCGCCAUGCUGGCCGUCUUUGAGCAGAGUCGGCGCGAGCGGAGACGGCGGUCCAGUCACGUUCAUCUGGUCCAGCACAUGGUCGAGGCGGUGUGGCAUCAGCAGGAUCUCAAUUCGGAGAAGAACACGGUCGACUAUCUAACCAUUUUCGACGCCGUGGUCGGCGGAGUCCCGUUCAUCCCGCCAUUUGCCUGAGUUCAGCCCGUUGUGCCGAGUGCCCAUCAUUUCCAUCCCACUGUGCCGAUAUGCUGUCAAUAUGCUAUGACUAGAACCACUCGUCCUCGUUGCCGUGGUGCGUGAGAAACUUGCCACUGUCCGCCUCCGUCAAGCCCCGAAUCACCCGCAGCUGCUCCGCGACCGACUCACCGACGGAAAUCGGGCCCGUGACGUUGGGAUCGACCUUGUGGAAUGCGUCGAGCAUGAACUUGCGCACCUCCGGGUCGCCCGUGACGGCUUGAGCUGGUUUCGGUUCGAGUCAGCGACACGAUCCCUCUUGUGGUGGUUUGUGUGUGUGCGUUUUACUGACCUGCAUCCGUGUCCACCCACCCCGGACUCAUGGACAGCGUCCUGAUGCCCUCACGGGCCAGCUCGGCGCCGAAUUUCGUGGUCACCACGUUCAUGCCCGCCUUGGCCACCGAGUACCCCACCAGGGCGGCCAGGCCGGUGCGGCGCGUGAACUCGAGGUCGCCGCUCGGGCUGGAGAUGAAGACCAGCUUCUUCUCGGCGCCGUGGCGGAUGAGGUCGAGCACGGCGUGGAUCACGUACAUGUUGCUGAGCAGGUUGGCCUUGAUCUGUUGUAAUAGUCAGUCACUCACUCACUCACCCAGUCAAUCGGUGAGUCAAUCGGUGAGUCAAUCAGUCACUCAGCCACGCUUUCUGCUGGUGAUACAUAUCACUCAGACAGAGGAGCUAGCUACCUAGCCAGGCACCCAGCGAGAUAGAUAGAUAGCUAGCUAUAGCGAGACAGACUGGUGCUGGAUGGAGGUCAGGGGCCAUACAUUCUCAUUGAUCUCCUUCUCCAGCGCUUCCUCCUUGCCGUGGCUAAAAAGGGCACCUUGUCAGUUCGAUUUUCGCAAACACUCGAGCGCGGCCAGGAAAGGGACAGGGUCGGUCACUUCGUCGACUCACAAGGCAGCUGGCGCGAGCACACUGGCCUCCGGCGGGCCCGCGGCGGAGCCGGCGUUGAGAAUCAACACGUCCAGCGAGCCGCCCGUGACGGCGGAGAUGUCGGCCGCCGCCUGGACGAGGCUCUUCGGGUCGGCCAGGUCGGUCACGAUGAUGUGGAUGGUCUUGCGCGUCGCGGCGAGCUGUUCGAGCGCGCCGGCCGUGGCGCGGGAGCGGAUCAGCGCGAAGACAGUGUUGGCCGGGUCGGCGGACUGAGGGUCGUCAGUCCAGUCCCCUUGGGGAAUCAUGGAUCAAGCACAGAUGGAACAACAGAUGGAACGACCUAUGUCGCGGGAGACUCACCAGAUUGUCGACGAAGCCGAGCUGCAGAGAUGGCCUGUGUUAGCACUGAGGAGAGAUGGCGGUUGUGGUGGUGAUCUGGAGAGACUUACGCCGAUGCCUCGCGUCGCGCCGGUGAUGGCCCAGGACACCAUUUUAGUUUGUGGAUGUCAGGGAGCGAUGAGUGAGUAGUGAAGAAGUGUUGAGGGGGACGAGGAUGAUAUAAAUGCAAGUUUGGAUGUGAGAUUCAUUGACAAAGGAUUGCUCUUGCGUCCUCUUAUACCCAUCGCGGGACCCGUGGCGAUGCAGUAUGGAAGCGAGGAGGCCACAGAGC
Molecule: messenger RNA, 3655 nt
Organism: Cladophialophora immunda
Lineage: Eukaryota; Fungi; Ascomycota; Eurotiomycetes; Chaetothyriales; Herpotrichiellaceae
Exons: 4
Coding region: 910-2073 (387 amino acids)
Biological process (GO): positive regulation of transcription by RNA polymerase II
Cellular component (GO): nucleus
Molecular function (GO): transcription cis-regulatory region binding; zinc ion binding; DNA-binding transcription factor activity, RNA polymerase II-specific
Source: RefSeq, a predicted model, not a curated record